Molecule: messenger RNA, 1581 nt
Organism: Funneliformis caledonium
Lineage: Eukaryota; Fungi; Glomeromycota; Glomeromycetes; Glomerales; Glomeraceae
Source: the annotation of a GenBank genome assembly
AUGAGAAAAGCAAUAUUCAUGAUAAUAGGAGCAGCGCUUCUAAAUAUCAUCAUAACUAUUAACGCUAUAAAUGCGCAAUCACCUCAACCACCACCUCGGUCGUAUCAAGAUGGAAAUUUCUUUUAUAACAAGAUGAGAAGCGACCUGACAUCGAUUUUAAGUAAUGAUAAAAUAUAUUUUUUCGGCGGUGAAACAUUCAACAAGUCCGAUUCAAGUCAAAAGAUAUCGAAUGAAUUGUUCACAUUGGACGUUUCGUCCCUGGAUCUUAAUAAUAGCAACGACACUUUUAAUACCGAAUCAUUGGGGGAGAACAAAUGGGAAUUGCUUGAUUCAAUGAAAGUAGGAUUAAGGCAUAACUUGAUAGCCUUGUCAGCUCGUGAUGAUUAUUCCACGAUAAUAAUUUAUGGGGGAGAGACUUUUAUUCCAAAUACCGAUGAAAGAAUUAAAGUUGAAUCGCAGAUUUAUGAGUACGAUAUUAAUGCGAAAAAAUGGACCAUGAAUCCAAAAUAUCGAGGGAAACCACCACCAAAUCGUUUAUCUUUUGCAAGUUAUGCUCAAAACUUGGAGGAUGGGAUGAUUUAUUUAUUUGGAGGGAUAUCAAAUGAUGGAAGAAAGAUCAAUAAUAAAUUAUAUUCCAUUGACACAAAUGAUAAACGGUGGAAUGAAGAAACUGCGGAUGAUGCGCCUCCCGGAGUAUUUGGGUCAGCUUGUACCCUGUUGAAGGAUGGUAAAAUCGUAUUCAUUGGCGGAGCAAAUUUCGGUGAUUCAGAUAAGUUGACAUUAUCACAAAUGAACAAAUUAAAUAUUUACGACACAGUAAAUGGUAAAUGGAGCAUUCGAUCCACUUCCGAUAAGAAUUUGCCCGAAGGUAGGAUCGGACACACCGUCACAUUAUGUGAUAAUAAAAUCAUUAUAAUCGGUGGGAUAAACCUGAAAAAUGAGAAAGCAAGCGUUCCGUAUCUGUUUUAUCUGGACCUUGAUGAAUGGGAUUGGAAAAAUUUAAAGUCUGAUCAAUCCAACUAUAAUGGAUUUGCUAGAUUUGGACAUAACACGAUUUUGCACGAUGAUCAUUUAUUUGUUACUUUUGGUCAAAGUACUAAUGAAAAUGAUGAAAUCAAUCCAAUCGAAGCGAUUAACGCGGAUAACCUUGAAAGAAUUAUUCAACCACCAAGGAAUUCUAACAAGGAGAAAAGGCGCAAACUCAAGAUUGGUAAUGACAUUAAUAGUAACAAAACUACUUCUAUUCUCCCUGUUACUACUCGAAAUAUUCCGAGAAAAAAAGUGCCAACUUUAUUUAGAGAUUCCACAAGCACUCAUAAUACGACUUAUUAUCCGAAUUUAGUAAAUGAAUCGAUUGGUGAUAUACAAAAUGCCAAUAAUGUUAAAACUACUACGGUUAAACCAAAAACUCCGACGGUGAUUUAUGCUUCAGGUGUUUCUUCCGUUUUUGCUGAUUUAUCAUUUACUGGUUCAAUUGAGGACACAAAUGAAUCAAAUGAUGAUGUCGAUGCUUCAGGGUUCUAUAGAUCAAAAACCGACCUUGAUGUUGUGGAAGAGGUACAAGAGGUAUCCACUCCCUAG